Molecule: messenger RNA, 5494 nt
Organism: Paramuricea clavata
Lineage: Eukaryota; Metazoa; Cnidaria; Anthozoa; Malacalcyonacea; Plexauridae
Source: the annotation of a GenBank genome assembly
AAGAAUAAUAAAUUAUUUCUUUAUACAGAUAUCCCGUGCCCCUGUGGUUGGGAGAAAAUUUUGAAUAGCUGUUACCUGUUUGUGGAGGACACGGUCACUUGGGACACAGCUCGCGCAGAUUGUCUGCAUGCAACGUGGUGGAGACCUAGUCAUUCCAACCAACACAACAGAAUGCGAUCUUCUCAGUCAGCGUGCUUCGAACCUUGAAAUGAGUAUUCCGUGGAUCGGUCUAUUCAGGUACCUUAAUUAUAAACACGAUGCAUAAAGAAAGUUAUCCAACUUUAAUCCUAUUACAUAAGUUCUUUGUAUGUUUGCAUGGCGAUAAAAUAUAAUAGUUUUGUUUGUGGAAACACCACGUAAAUAUAAAUUUAAAGCUUUGCAGUAAUAAAUUUACGUGGUGUUUCCACAAACAAAACUAUUAUAUUUUUUAAUCCUAUUAUUCUUUCACCCUAAAAAUUUCAAGCUUUUAGCUUUCAAGAACAUCUUUUCUGUUUGAUUGCAAUCAAAACAUACCUAAUUUUAGUGUGCAGUGAUAACCAAUUUGUGCACUGAUAAAAAUGAAAUGUGCAGUGAUAAAAUUUAAAAUGUGCAGUAAUAAAAUUUGCUGUGAUAACUGAUUGUUAAUUUUAUGAAGACAAUGAGGCAAUGAGCCGAAAAACUGAACUAAAAACUCGUCUUGUUACUAGAAAGUAUUAAUAAUCAAAACAUUUUGAAUGAGAAUAACUUGAAUGAAAGUUGAAAUAAUAACUGCCAAAUUAUCGAACGUCAGCACUAUAAUAAUAUACUUAAGGCUCAUCAUAUGAACAAAGUCUCCCAUCAAAGAUCUCUUUAUGAGCUUGAAUGUUGGAGUGAAUGAUACUUGUGUAGUGUAUAAUCUUCAGGAUUCUACGUACUAGAUAAAACAUGAGCAGCCGAUCUUUAUCUGAUAUACAAACUCGAGCCGAAGGCGUGAGUUUAUAGAUCAGAUAAAGAUCGGAUGCGAAUGUUUAAAAAGCGACCCAUCUUAUAUGAGUUCAUUGGCGAAGUAAUUUUAAAAAUAAAUAUUGUCUAAGCCGAGAAAAUCAAAGUUAAAGUUUAUGCAUGUAAAUCAGGACAAAUGUGUAUCCGAUUUACAAACAUUGAUUAAACAUUCAUUUCUUUUGUAUUUUUCUCAUGAAUUGUUAAUGAGUUUUUUAAAGAAUGAUACACGCACAUUGAAAAAAGGCCCUGUGAGAGAGGCUAGAUUACAAAAUUUUCUAUGGGUGCAUGCCCCUGGAACUCUUUCACAGUUUGUCACAUCUAAGCCGCCUUAUUAUUUGCCAAUACGAAAAUAUUUCGUUCCUGCAAGCAUAUGAUUAUCAAACUAUGUUGUCAUAGAAAGUCGUAACAGCAGGUGCUGUCAAGGCCGCCCAGAAGGAGGGGGCAAUUUGCGCUGGAUCCCAGUUAAAUGUGGCCCAAAAAAACAAUUACAUUGAAAUAUACAUAUAGGCAUAACUGCCAACAAACUUUCAGAAUGCAGGAUUUGGCCAUUUCUGGGAGCUGAGAUUUCAACAAUUUCCCGGGGAGAAUGCUCCCCGUUCCUCUGAAUCAUGAGGGGAAUCAGGAGGGGCCACAACUCAAUUUUUGCAAUGGGCUCCCAAAUUUCCUUGGGGGCUCUGGGCGCUUUGCAGUGCAUGUUGAUUUUGGGAUCAUUUUAUAUAUCAAUUGUAGCCUGUCUUUUGGUUACACAUUGUGAAAGUGUUCACAAAUUUUGAGGGCGUGACUUCCGCUCGGCUAAACUUUGCACAACAAUGUGCAGUGAUAAAAAAUUCCUAAAAUUAGGUAUGAAUCAAAAUCGCACUUUUCAUCCCUUCGGAAUUGAAUGCAAAGCUAUUAUUACCUGGGUGUUAAAAUUAUUCUCAUUUUGGUUGCAAUAAAGACAGUAUGCGGACGGGAUGAUAAUUGUACAUUUAAAUUUCAAAUGGCGAUUUAACAACGAGUUUUAGUUCACUGCAGUAAUAUAAAUUGUUGUCAAAUUAUUAAUGAUUCAUUAAUGGUUUGAAAUAAUUAAUGCGUGCAUGGUUAAGCUUGUGAAAUGAGCAUCGAGAAAUAAACUCAAUUAACCCACGGAAUCUGACUGACUAUUCAAUUAUAACUAUGAUCAAUGUAAAGGGAACAAAUUAUGACUCAGAUCAAUAUAUAGGGAACGUUGCAAGUGAUACAUACAUGCAUGCAAUGCAUUCAUGCAUUGUGCAUGUUCCAUUUCAAUGCAAUGUCAUCAUUUCACUUUUACCUAUAUGACCGUAUUAUUCAUCAUUGUAAUACCCGACGCAUGAGCGGAUAUCUAAGGUCUAAAGUUGCCUCGGGCUAUUUUCAUUGCCCUAGAAAACCUAACGCUUCAUGCACGGAGCGUCUAAUUGUUCGGUAUAAUAUUGAAAAAUUGCGUAACAUUAGCUAAAUACUGUAGCAAAUAACUAUUUGCCACAUGAGCUUAAUUGGCACUAAAAAUAUUCAUAAAUUAAAUUAUGGAAAAAUUUUUGGCGCUUUUUACAGGCGAUAUGAUGGAAAAUUUUACAACACAUGUGGAAAGACACCAAGCUUCACACGCUGGUAUCCGGGCCAGCCUGAUGAUUAUGCAAACAGUGAAAAUUGUGGCCACAUGCUUGUGAAGGGGGUGUAUGAAGCAAAGUGGAAUGACGUCGCUUGCGACUUCAAGUAUUCAUACAUAUGUGAAUUUAAACAACCCAGAUGUGAGUAUCUAGCGAAGAUUCUUCGUUUCAAAGCCAGUAGUAUGGUUCGGAGACAUCCAUCGCUCGAAACGUUGAAGAUUUGUUAUCGGUAUAGUUUGAUCCUGCAGUAAAAAUCUGCAAUUUUUUUUCUGACUGGGAGGCAAGUCUGAUUCCUGCAUGGAGCGGUGUUAUAUAUAUAGUUAAAAGGCCCCAAACAGGGCAAUAGUUUAAUUCUUCCAGUCUUAUGGCUACACACGUUAUGAUCCAAGCGUAAUUUUACACUGACGAGGAACGCUUCAUCGGCAUCAUUUGGAUGCGCAGUCGAUACUGUGAAUUGGCUUACAUUUUUAUAUUGCGCAUGCAAGCCACAUGAGCAUUGCAUUUACCGAUUAUACAACUUCUCUGUCACGGUCUCAUGCAGCUUCUUGUUUGCCCUUCUCCCAUAUAUUAUGAUGGGAAAUUUUGAAUAUUUAUGAUAGUCAAAGAAUAUUUACGAUAUUCAAAACAUUUUAAAGAGGGUCCUGAAGGGGGGGGGGAGGGGGUCCCAAUCCCAUUUCCCACCUGAAAUUUUGGCAAAAUCCCAGUCCCAGUUGGAUUUUUAUUAGAAAUCCCAGUCCAUGCAGUUAUUGAAAUCCCAGUCAAUAAAAAACCCUUUAUUUAUCGGUAGAAUAAACAGUUUUAAGACUUUUUAAAUCACCGUGUGUGAAAUAUUGGGGAGGGGAUUCGUGCCGAAGGCACGGAAAAUUUUAAAAUUUGAAUCCCGGAAAUGGCAUUUGCAGCAUUCGGAGACACGCAUAAUCAGACAACCCACAAUUCCGGGCGUCAUAGUAUGCCUGUUCGCAGGUAGUGCUGUGAAUAAUAUAGUUAUUAACAACAAAAACCAUGACCAAAGACACCAAAAACAGAUCAAAAUUGGGAAUCGACUCACAUUACUUCAAUCACAUUCCCAUUUUUGAGAACUUCAUUUCCCAUUCCCAGUGGCCAAAUCCCAGUCCCAGCAACCCAAAUCCCAUUUUCCCAGUCUAAAAAUAGAUCAAUCCCAGUUCCCAUUUUACCCCUUCAGGGCCCUCUUUAAAGGCUAGCUGUGUAUUGCCUUAGUAAAAUCACCUCUGCUAGCUUCAACAGCGAGAAAGGCCAUGAAGGUGAAGUUUUCCCCCUCUAAAUGUUUUAAAUAUCACAGAUAUGUAAAAUUUCCAAUCACAAUAUGGGCACAUUAACAUUAGUAUGUCAUAUUCCUUCGGCCUCAAUAUUUCCGAAAUAUACAUUUUUUGUUCCAAGUAUUCAUAUUCCUACUAGAAAUAUUCCUCUAGUUAAACUAAUUCAAAAUCCACUAUUCAUUCCUGAUUCAAUCACGGUAAAAAAGUCCAUAAAAACUCAUUUCUACAACAGUUAAACUUCUGUUGGACGCUAUAAUACAUAGAACUCGAUUUUUAUCUAUUGAAAAGUGAUUUUAAACACCUAAGUCUUAAGGUUGUUCGAUAUAGUUUUCUAAAAAUGGAAAAUUCACGAUUUAGAUCCGUAUUUUGGAGAAUAGACUUUAUGCAUAAUGACGUCACAAGGCUUGAUGCCCGCGAGGAAUGCCGGAAAAUUUCGAUAGUGGUCAUUUUGAAUUGUUUAAUUUUCUUGGGCGAUGACUACUAAGACCAGCAUUCUUCGCGGGAACAAAGUUAUUACGACUGACGUUCCAAAAUGGCGGGUAUUUUGACUUUAAAGUAUUUUAACUCGUAAACGACAUUACUUUAAAGGCAAAACUUCCGCCAUCUUGAAAUGUCAUCGUUGCCAAUAGCAACGUCACUUGGUGUUGUUUUACAUCUGUGAGAUACUUUUUGUUUUCCAACAUGUAAUAAUUGUCCAAAAAUGUGGAUUUAAAUCGUGAAUUUUUCAUUUUUUUUUAACUAUAUGGAGCCACAGUAUACAUACUCUUUUACUAUGUUAUCGUGUAUGACUAAUUACGUCUUUUUCUUUUAAUUGAAAGGUGACUGAAGCAACAGAACUGUCGACUGAUAUCAUGAAACUCAGUUAUAGUAUAGCAAUAUCUCUUGUGAACUAUGUAGUUAUUCAGAUAUUUGUAGAAUAAUUUUGUUUCCUGUAAAAGAUACCUGAUUAAAUGUUUGAUUUGACAACCGAGCUAAAGAGUCUCUAAAUUUCCUAACGUUCCUCAAUCCUCAUCCCUACACCUCUGCCUCUGGGCCAAGCUGCGUUUCUCUUCGCACCGUGGUAGCAUUCCCUUCCAUACGCCCUUUCAAAUAUGAACCUUUUGCUUUUUCAGUAACGUGCUCACGAAAGUGGUUGAAAAUUAAACUUUUACCGACAAAAAAGCAAUAUCAACAAAUUAACAUAGUUGUAUAGAAGGGAAAAAAUGGGGGGGAGGGGCAGCAAGAAAUUUGCCAGUCUUAUUUGCAUUUUGCCCCACUUAUAAAAAAAUUUCCGGAUAAAAUUCCCAAAAUGUUUGUCGAUGGGCGGGGGAUUAGAAAAAUAUUCUUGCAUUUCAAUAUUUUCCCACGCCUUUUCGUCCAACUUACGUUAUAAUUUGCCCAACUUUACGGUUUACUGGGACAGCUCCAGUGGCGUAGCAAACUCGAUAAUUGGGGGGGGGGGGGAAGCAAUAUUCAUAUAUCCGUGUUUUGCAUCAUUAAUUUCUUUUGAAAUCAAUUGUUUCUAAGGUCUGUGAACAUAUUGCCCCCGCCCCCAAUUAUCGAGUUUGCUACGUCACUGGACAGCCCCUCCCCUUUUCCCACCCCGCCAUCUUUCCUUUGCUAUUCCACCAUACUGUGAUUCCACGAGGGCUCCAGUGCACAUCCAGAAAU